AUGACAAGUAAUCCGGGUGAAAUACUCAAUUUAAAAGUUAUGGCUUUAUCUCUCCCAUCAACUGAUAUGCAGAUAUCUACACUUAGCCUAUUACCAAAUAAUUCAGAAUAUAUUCCGGAUGAUGAUAUUUGUGUAGAUAAUAUGUAUUCAUUGCUAAUUCCAACAACUGAAAUAAUAAGUGUUAAUAGUCGCAAUAUAUUAUAUAGUAAUGAGGAUAAUUUGCGUGAUAUUGAAAUUGGGAAUUCAAUCAAUACAAUAAUUAAGGAGCGAGUAGAUGAAGUAGGCUUAUUUAAUUUAACAUGUCAGAUCUACUUCAUUGUUAAUGGUUCAAAACUAACUCAAAAAAGGUCAUACAAAUUUGCAGUCAUAGCUCCAUUCAAUAUAUCACAUAGAUUAUUUUAUCACAAUGACAAUUUGAAGAAAAGCAAACUUUGUUUUAUUGAGGUAUCUCUAGAAAAUAUAACUCAUCAAAGCAUAUCACUAGAAAAAUUAGAUAUACAAAAUUGGAUAGAUGAAAAAGGGAAUAAGCAGAAUAUCCAAGUAUCACAAUUAAGUACUACACAAUUCUAUGAUGAAAACUGUAAAAAUACUUCACAAUUAUUAUAUAAUAGUGGAGUUAUUGUUUUACGUCCAAGAUCUAGAUAUAAUCAAAUAUUCUGUAUAUCUCAAUCUCUUUAUAAGGAAUCUAUAAAUAAUAUUGAUAAAUAUAUAACAGGGCAGCUAUCUAUUUCUUGGAAAAGCAAAACAUAUGGUGAUGCUUUUAUGAACUCCUACAGUAUUACUUGUCAAGUUUCUAAUGAAGAUAUAUAUAACUUAAAUGGAGUAGCUAUAGAUGUUAUAGUUCCCUCUACAAUUGAAAUUCAAACUAUCUUCACUAUUGAAGUAAUUAUAAUUAAUGAUACUGAUAAAAGAUUGCAUGAUAUUGAAUUAAGUAUAGACAAUGAAGCUUUACUUCCUUUUUGUAUCCUUGGGAUGGAUAUACUUCAAAUUAAAUUUAUGGAACCAAAUCAAAAAAUCACAAUUCCACUACAGUGCAUCUCUUUCACAUCAGGAGUUCAUCCCAUAAAUGGAAUUAAAUUAAUAAAUUCUUCUGGAGAAGAGAUUUGUAAAUUAUAUGGAAAUAAAGAAAUACUUGUGACAUAA
This is a messenger RNA of Cryptosporidium muris RN66, 1143 nucleotides long. RefSeq lists its product as uncharacterized. Gene Ontology annotation, cellular component: TRAPPIII protein complex. Lineage: Eukaryota; Apicomplexa; Conoidasida; Eucoccidiorida; Cryptosporidiidae. The record is from RefSeq and is a predicted model, not a curated record. The transcript has 4 exons. Bases 1 to 1143 code for a protein of 380 amino acids.